AUGGCAUACUCGUCCAAGUUCACCCCUCGUCCCGUUACCGACAUCUUUACAAAUGACACCUGCAUCAACCGUCGCAACUGCACCCGCUCGGUGCCCAUGAAGGUGCUCAUCCUCGGCGUCGGACGCACCGGCACAGCUUCCAUGCGCGCCGCCAUGAAGCAGCUCGGCUACGUCGACACAUACCACAUGAUGAACUGCUCCAUCGAGAACCCCCCCGACGCACUCAUGUGGAUGGACGCCCUCUGCGCAAAGUACGACAAGCAGGGCGAGCCCUUCACCCGCAAGGACUGGGACCAGCUCCUCGGCGGCGCCCAGGCCGUCUGCGACUGGCCCGCCAUCGCUUUCGCGAAGGAGCUCAUCGAGGCCUACCCCGAGGCAAAGGUCGUCCUCACCAACCGCGACGUCGACUCGUGGCACGCCUCCACUAUGAGGACCGUCUACUGGCGCGUCACUGAUCACGAGCUGCGAUGGCUCUCACACUUCGACUGGGCUGCCUCCAUGUACUACCCCAUGCUCCGCAAGUUCUUCGAUACCUUUUUCGAGGGCGACUUUCCCAACCGCGGCAAGGAUGUCUUCCGCCGACACUACGCAGAGGUCCGCAGCCUGGUACCCAAGGAGAGACUGCUGGAAUACAAGAUCACCGACGGAUGGGAGCCUCUCUGCGAGUUCCUCGGCGAGCCGGUGCCCAAGGGCUGCGAGUUCCCCCGCGUCAACGACAACUCGGAUUUUGUCUCGCGAUCGCGCCGCAGGAACCGUCACCAGAUGUACAAUGUCGCUCUUCGCUACGUCUGCACAACUGCUCUGGCUGUCAUGAUGAUCUACGCCGUCGCGCACAUGCUGUCCAUGAUCUAA
Fusarium keratoplasticum is the source of this 852-nucleotide messenger RNA. RefSeq lists its product as uncharacterized. The transcript has 2 exons. NCBI's taxonomy places the organism in Eukaryota, Fungi, Ascomycota, Sordariomycetes, Hypocreales, Nectriaceae. The record is from RefSeq and is a predicted model, not a curated record. Bases 1 to 852 code for a protein of 283 amino acids.